AUGGAUGCUUGCUUAGAUUUGACCGGUCAAACCAUCGAGGUCAUCGUGGGAGCUAAGAAGCACGUCCCAUUUACCAUCCACGAGAACGUUAUAUGUGCAAGUUCGCAGUUUUUCAAGAAAGCAAUGAGCGGAGAGUGGAGCGAAGCAAAGAGCCGCUCGGUUCGACUGGCAGACGAGGAUCCCGACGUAUUCCAUAUAUAUACGCAGUGGCUAUACCACGACACGUUUCCAGUACGAGUCGAUAAGCCCGGGGUAGAGGGUAACGCCGAGUACUUGCUGCUUGCGAAAGCCUAUGUGCUGGGGGAUAUGUUGCAAGAUGGAAACUUCAAAGAUGCUAUACUUGAUGCAAUGGUGGAGAAGACCGAAUCGAAACUAAGCAACGACACAACGCUGUUUCCUGUUGGGCCAGUCAUCCGCCACAUCUAUGAUAACACAAUGGAAUCAUCUGAGGCAAGGCGUCUUCUCGUGGACCUAUACACAGAGCAUGGGCGGGGUGAUUGGUUGCGUAAACGGGCGUCCCGGGAAGAUCUUCCGAAGGAGUUUCUUUAUGAUCUUGUUGUCGCAGUUCUUGAUAAGAGAUAUUGGCGAUACCCUACCCGCGCUCCUGUACCGGACCCUUGCGCAUAUCACCAACACAAGGCAGAUAACAGCAUUUGUUACAAGAAUAGGUUAGCACAAAAGCCUCGCAAGCGACAGCGUACAUAA
This is a messenger RNA of Clonostachys byssicola, 705 nucleotides long. NCBI's taxonomy places the organism in Eukaryota, Fungi, Ascomycota, Sordariomycetes, Hypocreales, Bionectriaceae. The record is from the annotation of a GenBank genome assembly.